Molecule: messenger RNA, 688 nt
Organism: Linum tenue
Lineage: Eukaryota; Viridiplantae; Streptophyta; Magnoliopsida; Malpighiales; Linaceae
Source: the annotation of a GenBank genome assembly
CUCCUUCUUCUUCUCUCUCUCCUAAGAUCACAAAGCAACGGCCAGCGACUAUUUUUCCUCCCGUCUCCGGCGAUUGACGGAGGGAAGAACUUGGGGCAGGCGGCGAUUGACGGAGGGAAGAACUCGUGCAGGCGGCGACAGCGAUUGAAGGAGAGAACGACCCAGCGGCAACGGCGACGGCGAUUGACAUCGAUGAUUGUGACGAUUCCAGCGACGAGGGUUAGAGUUUUGAAGGGAAGCGAUGCCGUCGAGCAGAUCUUUGUUUGGGGGUAAUGGCGUCGAAGCUGGCAGAUCUUGAACUCUGUCGCUGCGGACUCGCCGACUCGGGUGGGGGAAGGAACAGAGAUGUGAGUUUUUGGGUGGAUCGGGUGGGGGAAAGAAUGAAGAAGGAGAUGGUGUCGCAGACUUGGAGCUUCCGCCGCCUCAGAGGAACCAGAGGAACCAGGGCUAGGGUUUUACUAGAAAAAUGGGACGGGCUUGAGGUUGUUUGGGUUGUGGGCUUUGGGGGUUGUGGGCUUGGGGGUUGUGGGCUUUGGGGGUUGUGGGUGUAAGUUCGGUUGGUCGGUUCGGAAAUCGGAAUUCGGGUUCGGUUGGACAGACCCUGAUUUCCGAAAUAAUGAAUUCUGCCUUCCGAAUUCCGAACCGAACAAGAAUAUUUCGGUUUCGGUUCGGUCUGUUUCGGUUUCGG